CAGCACGAGAAGCCAGUUCUGUCGCAAGCUUCGCCGCGGCCGGAUGCGCGAAAGUGGGGUGGCCUGCGCGCCGGGGUGAAACUUGCAAGCUCCCCCUUUAUCGAGCUUGCAGAUGGCUGUGCCUUUUAGAUUUUGACGUGUUCCCUCCGUUCCUCCCCGUUCGUUCGUCCGUGCGCCUCGUGGUACAACAUUUCAGUCGUUUUUAUCACGCCGUUCGCUCCAUCGGUUGCCGUUACCCGACGAUCAGCACCCCCGCGACAUGCCCAGGAAAGUCGGAUUCAACGUCGUCUAUGCCACGAGCGAGGAGGAUAGGCACUCGUCGUUAGAGCUUAACGUUCACGGGCCGACAGUAAGAGGUUGGCAGAGUGCAAAAAAUUGCACAUAUCCUCAGGAACUGAUUCUACGUCUUCAUGGGCCCACGAAGCUUACAAGAAUACAAGUCUUGGCUCAUCAGUACCUCAUACCUGAGAAGCUGGAGAUCUGGACGUCGAGGGAGGAAAAUGCAUCCGCUUCGACGGAGUUCAGUUACCUGGGUUACAUCACACUGUCCGACAACGCAUCGACCCUUUACAAGAGCAGGGAGCUGAAAAGCGUGGCUCUUCCGGAAACGGAAGCACUGUCGCUGAAGCUCAGGCUACACAAACCGCACAGUAAUGCGCACAACACCUACUGUCAGGUUGGCCUUAUAGCCAUAAAUAUACUUGGCGAGCCUUACGGCCAGGAAAUAACCGGACAGGGGGACGCUCCGUACAAUCCGCAUUACAUCUCGCCUUACGACGAUCUGGCGUUCGAAAUGUACGUCGAUCGGGAAGUGGCCAAAAUCAUAAGGCAAAUGGAGGUGAAGAAGUUGCUGGCGGUGGAAGAGGAGAGAUUCGAGUACGCUUCGAAAUUGAAAGUGGCUAUGGAGAAUCUGAGAAAAGCGGGCGAGCGUCUGGGCAAGUACGAGCUGGAGAAGAAGUAUGCCAUCGCCUUGGAAGAUUACGAUAAGGCCAAGGCUAAAAAGGCUCAGGCUCAGCAGUACAGACAGCAGGUCUAUCAGUCGUUGGAGAUAUACAAUCUACUCGAGAUCAACGGGCCUGUGGAAAAGAAUAAUCUGUCGACCGCGGAGGACAAGGAGCAGACAGCCGACAAUUCGAACACGGCGGCGUUGCCCGACGACGUGACAUCUCCCCCGAGGCUGGUCGUUCCUAAUCGCGAUGGUGCCGUGUCACCAAAUGGUCCCGCACAUCAACCGCCCGUGUCGCCAUUGCGUCAGAAGACUAACAGUCCCGGUAUAAUCUAUCGAAAGGUAACCGAUAGCCCUACGAACGGUGUCCUUGAGAAGCAAAGCUGCAACAAGGCCGGAUCCCUUCCCAGGCGGAAAACUAAAUCAGCGGGUCCAGCCCUUCGGUCGAGUUACGAAGCCUACGAGGAGAGGACCAUCCCCGCUCUAAGACAUUCGCACACAAACGAGUUUACGAGAGAGUGCCACCUGGACGGCGCAGAGACGAAAGUUACCUCGAAACUCAAUGACAGGGAGAAGAAACAAGCCGCGUUACCUAUAGCGGUCUUCGGAAUGGAAAUGGUGGAAAAGUUCUACUCGAAGCAAUUCACGGACAAGGAGGAGGGGCUGAUGCAAUUGAAAGAGGAAUUGAAGAAGUUCGACACGGCGGUCUCGAAACAUUCUCCGAAUAAGACAGCCAGGGCGGCGAUUCUGCUGCUGCACAGAGCUCUCAGAGACAAAGUCUUCAGCGUAUACAGUUUAGCCGCCCAGCUUAUCCGAAUCUUCUUCGCCGAGUUCGCCGUGGACAGAGUGUCUUCGACCGAGAUUGCCAGAAGCGUCGAACGUUUGUUGCCGGAACUUCUGACGAAGUCCGGCGACACCACCCCGAGGAUACACAAUAUGGCAGUGCACACAAUCCUCAGCAUGGCGGACUGCAAAUGCGUGCGGGAGUUGCAUUUAAUACCGGUGCACCUGACCAGACCCGUCAACAGCAGCACGCAUCAGAGGCUCGCGCUGAGCAGGCUGGAGAUGGUGGAGCAACUGAUACUCAGCCACGGUAUCUCCACGGAGAAACAAAGGUAUUGUAACUGUUGUAGCGGGCUGACUUGUCGGACGUUAUCCGAAUUAGGUUCUUCCGGUCUGCACCAUCCGGCUGAGGCAGUGCGAAAGGUCUCCGAGAGGAUUCUCGUGUUGGUGUACAAGGUCAAUCCCAGAUUGGUGCGGAAGCAACUGCCGCCCGACGACGACAUAACGCGACGGAAUCUGCUGUAUCGCCAGCUCUUUCAUGAAUUCGACUUGAUCGAUCUUCAGAGGAAAAAGGAAACCGAGUCCACCCAAAAAGCAACGACGACGCCUACGCGAACUAGAUCUACGGAAAAUCAUGUAACUAAUUUAACCAAAUCACCGUCGAGAUCGAGCCCGGUGGUGAGUACCGGAAGUUCAACGAGUAUCACGUCUCCGUCCGAAAACAGUACCGACCAUAAGGGAGAUAAAAUGUGCAUAUUUUGCCUGUCUAAGGGUCAAGUGUACUCCGAAGAAGGUCUGAACAUACAUUAUUGGAGAACUUGUCCCAUGUUAACGAAAUGCGAAGCAUGUAAGCAAGUAGUAGAAAUUUCUUAUCUGAGCCUGCAUUUAUUGAAUGAAUGCGACAUGAGAAGUAAUUACGUAAAAUGCGAUACGUGUAAACAGGCGGUGCAUGAUAAUGCGUUCGAGACUCACAGACAAGACAAGAAAUGCACAAAACCUAUAGAGGGAUAUGAACGCUGUCCGCUUUGUUCGGCUUUGGUCAAUCAAAACAAGUGGAGGGAACACCUCAUGGGGGAACAUCCGUGUGUAAAUAAUCCACGAAGCAAAAUCGGGAAAAGUUGUUCGAAAUCGCCGUCUAACUCGCAAAAUCUCAGCGGCAAAUUAACAUCACCGACGGGUAGGGAUUACUAGCAUCAGGCAACAACUUCGGAGCCAACGGAGGAAUUCGACAAAUCUUAGGGAGAAGGAGAUUUUGAUUUUAUUUAUUUUAUAGUUUAUGAUAUGUUAUAUAUAUUUAUAUAUGAGCUGUCCAGCGUUUUUCAUGUUUGUACCUACAUUUAAAUGAUUUUUUUCUAGCAAAACCCGUCCUUUAUUAAUAGAGAUUCAUAUUGAGCGGAUUUUUAAUUGUAAGUUGGGAAUCCUGAUAUUUAAAAGAUAUUUAAAUAUUUAGGCGCGCGCUUAUUAAUUAAGCUAGUUUGCGGAAUCGUGUGGGAGAAUCAUGACCUCUGAUCAUGGCUAAGACGAGAGAUAUUAGGAAUUGUUAAUAGUUGUUUCAUUCUUAUCGUUGUUGCAUGAUAUCCGCGAGGACAUAUACAGGGAAUGCAUCAAUUAUUAAAGGCAGUGAUAGCAGAUGUUGCAGAAACAUCUGUCGUUUCAGGAUUAACGAUUCCGUGCAUCCGGCCAUAUUUAUAAUAAAAAUUUAUACUACAUUAUGGCGAGAUGCGUCCAAGGCGUUAGGAAAUGAGAAGCUCUUUACCGCCGCUCAAAUAACGUUAGAUAACGCAUGUAAUUUCGUAAAGCAGCUAUUUCAUAGAAAAUGGACAGUAAAAAUAACCAUUUUAUCAUUCCAUCGUCGAAGUUUUUAUCCUAUAAAAUCAUCUUUUUUUUUUAAGUCCGUUUAUAACAUAAUUUACACAUUUUUCAGUAUCAAUAUACUCGAUUCUUAUCAGAUCGGAUUAAAAUAUUCAAAUAAAAUU
Messenger RNA from Wasmannia auropunctata (little fire ant), 3705 nucleotides. Its product is annotated as centrosomal protein of 104 kDa. Lineage: Eukaryota; Metazoa; Arthropoda; Insecta; Hymenoptera; Formicidae. Gene Ontology annotation, cellular component: cilium. The record is from RefSeq and is a predicted model, not a curated record. The coding region runs from base 260 to 2920 and encodes 886 amino acids. The transcript has 15 exons.